Messenger RNA from Monodelphis domestica (gray short-tailed opossum), 6405 nucleotides. RefSeq names its product iron responsive element binding protein 2 (gene IREB2). Lineage: Eukaryota; Metazoa; Chordata; Mammalia; Didelphimorphia; Didelphidae. The record is from RefSeq and is a predicted model, not a curated record.
CACGCUUCCUCACAAGAACGCAUGCGUGCUUAGUCCCGGUGGCGCCCAAAGCUCGCGAGAUUUUAGCCUUGGGCCCCUCUCGCGAGCUUUCCCUUCCUCUUCUGCUCACCCUUCUGCUUCUUUUUCUUUGUUCCCACGUCCGGAGGGUCUCGCGGGAGCCGGGUGCGGGGGGGAGCGCGAGGGGGCUGUGGCCGUGGCUGUGGCCGUGGCGGCAGCUCUCGCGGUGUUUGCGCGGCCCUCCCCCCUGCUCUCCGGGAUCCCCCCUCCCCCCAGCGCCGCUCUGCUUCCCUCCCCUCCCCUCAGGGAGAAUAUGGUCGCCGGCGAUGGACGCCCCCAGUGCAGGAAGCGCCUUUGAGGACCUUAUUGAAGCCCUAAAUGAUAGUACAGUAACCAAGUUCUUCAAUCUUCCUAAGCUUGGAGGCACCAAGUAUGAUGCUCUGCCUUACUCAAUACGGGUACUGCUGGAAGCUGCUGUUCGAAAUUGUGAUGGCUUCCUAGUGAAAAAGGAAGAUGUUAUGAAUAUUUUAGAUUGGAAGAGUAAACAAAACAAUGUUGAAGUGCCCUUUCUCCCUGCCCGUGUUCUCCUUCAAGAUUUUACUGGGAUACCAGCAAUGGUGGAUUUUGCUGCUAUGAGAGAAGCAGUGAAAACUCUUGGUGGAGAUCCUAAGAAUGUCCAUCCUGCCUGCCCUACAGAUCUUACUGUUGACCACUCUUUGCAAAUUGACUUCAGUAAAUGUGCAAUACAGAAUGCUCCAAAUCCUGGAGGUGGUGACCUGCAGAAAACCACAAGCAAACUUUCUCCACUUAAAGUUCAGCCUCGAAAAGUCUCCUGCAGAGGCCAGACUACCUGCCGAGGGCCAUGUGAUACUGGAGAACUGGGCCGCAACUCAGGAAAAUUUUCUGCACAGAUUGAGAACACACCAAUCCUAUGUCCUUUUCAUUUACAACCAGUGCCUGAGCCUGAAACAGUGUUAAAAAACCAAGAGGUAGAAUUUGGCAGAAAUCGAGAAAGACUACAAUUUUUCAAGUGGACUUCAAAAGUUUUUAAGAAUGUGACUCUGAUUCCCCCUGGAACUGGAAUGGCCCAUCAAGUCAACUUGGAGUAUUUGUCAAGAGUGGUUUUUGAAGAAAAGGACCUCUUCUUUCCAGACAGUGUGGUUGGAACAGACUCUCAUAUAACCAUGGUGAAUGGCUUGGGCAUCCUAGGAUGGGGAGUUGGCGGCAUCGAGACAGAAGCAGUUAUGCUUGGUCUUCCAGUCUCUCUUACUUUGCCUGAGGUGGUUGGGUGUGAAUUGAUUGGAUCAUCAAGUUCUUUGGCUACAUCCAUAGAUGUGGUUCUUGGUAUUACAAAGCACCUCAGACAAGUAGGAGUGGCUGGAAAAUUUGUCGAAUUCUUUGGAAGUGGAGUUCCUCAACUCUCUGUGACUGAUCGAACCACAAUUGCAAACAUGUGUCCUGAAUAUGGUGCUAUUCUGAGCUUUUUCCCUGUUGAUAAUGUGACUUUAAAGCACUUAGAGCAUACAGGUUUUGACAAAGAGAAACUUACGUUAAUGGAAGCAUACCUUAAAGCUGUGAAGUUGUUUAGAAGUGACCAGAGUUCUUCAACAGAGCCCGAGUAUUCCCAGAUAAUACAGAUUAAUCUGAACUCUAUAAUUCCAUCUGUCAGUGGUCCAAAGAGGCCCCAGGAUCGAGUGGCUGUGAGUGAUAUGAAAAGUGAUUUCCAAGCUUGCCUAAAUGAAAAGGUUGGAUUUAAAGGCUUUCAAAUUGCCACAGAAAAACAAAAUGAUAUCGUGCCUAUUCAGUAUGAAGGAAUUGAGUAUAAACUGUCUCAUGGUUCUGUUGUCAUUGCUGCGGUGAUCAGUUGUACCAAUAACUGUAAUCCUUCUGUCAUGCUUGCUGCAGGUCUGUUGGCAAAAAAAGCUGUUGAAGCUGGCCUCCGGGUUAAACCUUACAUCAGAACAAGCUUAUCUCCUGGCAGUGGGAUGGUUACACAUUACCUCAGUUCAAGUGGAGUGUUACCAUACCUUAGUAAACUUGGAUUUGAAGUAGUGGGUUAUGGAUGUUCAACCUGUGUUGGAAAUACAGCUCCCUUACCAGAAGCUGUUCUGAAUGCAAUAAAAGAGGGUGACUUAGUUGCGUGUGGGGUUCUAUCUGGCAACAAGAAUUUUGAAGGUCGUCUCUGUGACUGUGUCCGUGCCAACUACCUUGCCUCCCCACCUCUAGUAGUAGCUUAUGCCAUUGCAGGAACAGUGAACAUAGAUUUCCAGACUGAGCCUUUAGGUACUGAUCCUCAAGGCAGAAACAUCUACCUACAAGACAUUUGGCCUAAUCGAGAGGAGCUCCAUAAAGUCGAGGAAGAGCAUGUGAUAUUCUCUAUGUUUAAAGAAUUAAAGGAAAAAAUGGAGAAGGGAAAUAAGCGGUGGAAUUCCUUAGAUGCCCCAGAUUCUGUUUUGUUCCCAUGGGAUUCAAAAUCUACUUAUAUCAGAUGUCCAUCUUUUUUUGAUAAGCUUGCCAAACAGCCAGUUCCCCUGCAACCUAUUGAAAAUGCCCAUGUCUUGCUCUAUUUGGGAGACUGUGUCACAACAGACCAUAUAUCCCCUGCUGGAAGCAUCGCCAGGAGUAGCGCUGCUGCCAAGUAUCUGACAAAUAGAGGCCUUACACCUCGUGAAUUCAAUUCUUAUGGAGCCCGAAGAGGCAAUGAUGCUGUGAUGACAAGGGGCACUUUUGCAAAUAUCAAGCUUCUAAAUAAGUUUAUUGGAAAACCUGCCCCCAAAACACUUCAUUUUCCAUCAGGACAGACGCUGGAUGUAUUUGAGGCUGCUGAAUUAUACCAGAAAGAAGGUAUUCCAUUGAUUAUUUUAGCAGGAAAGAAAUACGGCUCUGGAAAUUCAAGAGACUGGGCUGCCAAAGGACCAUAUUUGAUGGGCGUGAAAGCUGUUAUAGCUGAAAGUUAUGAAAAGAUUCACAAAGACCAUUUGAUUGGAAUCGGCAUCGCUCCACUGCAGUUUCUUCCAGGAGAAAGUGCCAGUUCCUUGGGCCUCUCUGGCAGAGAGCAGUUUUCUUUGUCAUUCCCUGAAGACCUGUCACCAGGAGUCACCUUAAACGUAAAGACAAGCACUGGAAAAGUAUUCAGCGUGAUUGCUUCAUUUGAAAAUGAUGUGGAAAUAACAUUAUACAAACAUGGCGGAUUAUUAAACUAUGUGGCCCGGAAAUUCUCCUAGUAUCUACUGAACACGGAGACCUUCCCUAAUUGGUAACUGCAAAUGCCUUGUGUGACGGACCCAGGAAUUCAUACCGUGGAGCUCCAAACAGUCGCAGUACGCUCAAUUAUCUCAUCCAUGGGUGUAAAAGAUUGUGAAUCAUCGUAGUGACCACAAUGAGAUCCUUCUUGAUUUUAAAUACUAUAUGAAUGGUGCUAUUAACAUUGCUAAAAUCAGCCUAAGUGUGUUGUGGAAGAGAGCUGUAAGUAUGGGGGGGUGGGGGGAUAUUUUAUCAAACCAUUUUGUAAAUAAACAAGGCAGAAUUUGAACUUAAAUUGUGGUGAAGAUUAUUAUGUAAGAGCAACCUUCCUGCAGUUGUCUUUCUUUAGUUUUGCACCUUUAAAACUGUGUACUACUGUUUGUUGGUUUAAGGGUAACAGAUUGAAGUACAAGAAGCCAAAUUGGAUUGUCGGAUUCUGGAAGCUGAGAAUCUGGGUUCUAAAUGGACUUUCAGCUUUUAUUCCAUAGCCUUAGAAUUGAGGUAAGCAAAGUUGGCAUGCUUAGAUAGGCAUUUGCAUUAGUUUGGAAAUACAGGCCAGGGCUAUCCUCAGCCUUCUUCCAAGGGACAUGAACUCGAAAAACGGGUGUGAGUAGGUGAAAAUAGGCCUUUCCCAGUUGGGACCUGCUUUUAUCUAUGAGUACUCAGAAGGAAGGUGAGACUAGCCUAUUCCAUAAUAGUCCAAUGUGGUACCUAUAGAUUUUUUAGUAAUUUGCUGAUCAAACUGCCCGGCAUGAUAGAUAUCGGCACAGGUGGAACAGAAGUUACCCACCUUCAUGUGAGACUUUUACUUCUAAGAACACAUCAUUUACCAAAAACUCACCUUUGUAUUAUUGUUGAAGAUCUGAGAAAGGAACUAUUUAUUUGACCAGACAAAUGUCAAAAUUAUCUUCUCCACACUUUUGGAGAUGAACUAAAAUUGUAGCAAAUGUUCAGUCUAAAUUAUAAGAUGGCUGAGCAGUCUAAGCAGGCUUUAUUUUAAUAUUUGGUUAUCUUUUGAAUUAUUUAAAAUCAUUUCCUGUUGCUUUGAAUCUUCCUCUUUUUUUCUUUGGGUUAAUUUUUGUAUUAAUUGUGUUAUCACCCUGUUUGAGGAUAGUGAUGUGUAACCUAUUCUGAGCAUUCUUGCCUUGCAAGCAUAUAUUCUUGCUAAUCAGAAUGAAUUCCUUGACAUAACCCAAAGAAAGUGGACCACUUUUAUCUUUUCCAAAGGGUUAGAUGAUUAUUUCUGAAGCUUUUAUAAAUUAUUUCAAAUUUAAGGAAUUUCAUUUAAAGAUGUAAAACUGGGUGGAAGAAAAGAUAAUGUCAUUCACUUUGAAAUAUCAUUUUUACAGUUUUAAAUCAAUAUUUCAUAUGUAAAGAUAAUAAAACCCUUCCAACUAUUUAAACCAGUGGACAGGGACCACUGAGUAACUAUUGCACAGAAUUACCAGUAUGAGAGUUUACAGUUAAGUCAUAAAUAAAUAUUUGGGUGAUAAAUUGUACUAAGUUGAAGCUAAAUGACUUCUUUUCCCCACCCUUCCCUUUCCCUAUCCAUCCCCUAUGUGCACUCAAAACAGAUUCUUGUCUAAUAUUUGUUUCCAAUCACCUUUGAUUGAUAUUGUUUUCGCCAUACUUUAUCAUGUUCUUGUAUAUCCUUGUUGGUGUAUUUUUAAUUUACAUGGAAACAUGUUAUUAUAGUUGGAAUUGUUACACUCUAAAUGUUAAAAUAACCAUGGUGAUUUUCAAAAGGAGAUGACUUCAAAAAUUGUAAACCAUUUAAAAAAAAAGCCUUUAUAAACUUGGGGCCAUACCACAACCUCCAGGUAGAGCUAUGAACAAAUUAACUUUCAGGCCAGUACAUGAGGCCGUUUUGAAUUCUCCACUAGGAAUAAAGUAUUUGCAGACAUUUGAUGUCUAGUUCUUUCAGUAGCAGUCGUCAUGGUUAGAGAGCCUUAAUUCGUUGUCUAAUCCCUGUUGUCUUGAUCUUGUAUUUGUAUAUUGCAAGUAGCAGUUUUGGUCUUCCUGGGAAGUGGCCAGAUUGUAUUUCUCAGUAAGAACUGCUGUUGGCCAACUGUUUGUUACAUGAGGAGGUCCUGGCAUUCAAUGCUGAGCUUGUCAUGUCCCUUUGGUUGUCACCAUUUCUUACAUAGAAGACACCUCUUAGACAUUAAACUAGAAGAAAUAAAGCAGCGUUUAAGGAAAGGAAGGCCAAUGGAUAUGUCAAAGGAGCACCUCAGGAUUUGUGAAUGCAAGUCUAGUUGUAAAAGUCCAUUGUCACCUGACUGGUGGGUUUUGUUUAUUUUUAACUUUCAUAGUAAAUUAUGCUUAAGUGGAAUGGCCCAUCUUGUGACCUACAGGUCUGCUGCUUUUUUAUAUGAAAUCGGUGAGAAAGCUCCCUCUUAUUCAGCCAUGAGCACCUACCCUGUCCCCCUGAUAUUUGUAGUUGUUUAUUCUGUGACUGACCAACUUCUGAAAGGAAGGGAUCGAGCUGCUGAGUUCCCUGCGCUUUGGAAGCAGGAGUGUGGUCCCUAGAGCCACCUGGCCUCAAUCUGUUGUACGAAGGGGGUCGGGAGGAGCAGGUACUCACAGGACACACAUUCCUAUGAAAAUAAAGGACAGAAAGCCCAGUGGCUUUCUAAGCUACCUAAAAGGUUUUCCCGCCUUGACAGUACAAGUGUUGACAGCAUCGUUUGCAUGUGGCUUUAGUAGGGUGGAGAGAAUUAUUUGGCCACCAUAUGGACAAGGUGAGAUCUCAAAGGACAACUUUUUUCUUUUGCCAUUUUACAUAUUUAUCUUUGAGGAUGGCAUAGGGAACAAAAUGGACACCCUGGGCCUUCCUCGCUUCGUUUGAUUUGGGUGAACAAAAUAAGACAGAUAUUAUUUGGGCUUUUGAAAUGUUUAUUCCCCAAAUUGUGGUAGUGUUGCUGUUUCUAUCCAUUUGACUUCUAGUAUAUGGCUAUAAAACCAUAUGUAUAGUAAUCACAUUUGAAUAACUGCAAAUCAAUGUCUACUGUUUAAAGCCAACAAAACAGUGUAACAGUUUUAAGUUCAACAAUGUUAAGUAUUGUAUAGAAAUAUAUCUGGAGGCAAAGUUCAGUUGAUGACAAUUGUGCAUAUAAAUGUUACCAAUGUUGUAAAUUAUUUUUAAUAAAGAAAAUUGUAUUAUCA